AAAUGUUUUGUAUAGUAAAACUAACAUUAGUGUAAUUGAAGAAACCUGAAUAUAGCCGGAUUGUUUACAUUUCUGGGAGAAGUAUUUUUUUAAUACAAUAGCGGAGACAUUUUAUAUUAAUUUUGAAUACAAUUCUUAAUACGCGCUACCAUCAGUUUUCAAGAAAAAGUUGCUUGGGAAAAUGCCCCAGGAUGUGGACGAGGAAAAUAAGUCAAGAAGCAACCCAACCCAAGAAGAUCCAUCUAUUGUGACACUGGACCUUGGUGACUUUCCAUCAAGAUAUAGAGAUGUUUGUCCGAUUGGAUGUGGAUCAAAAGGAUUGAUAUUUUCAGCAGUUGAUCAGAGAAGUCUGAGAAGACUGGCUAUUAAAAAGCUCACAGUAAAACAGAAUGAGAAAACCAAAUUUCUACGACAAAUUCUGCGGGAAAUUAGAAUCCUUCACAGACUUGAACAUCAAAAUAUCAUCAAGAUCUAUCAUGUUUUAGUUUCAACUGGAUCUAAUGCACCAUCUGAUAAAGCUCCGCAAAGUAUGCCAAUUUCUAAUGAUGUUCCGAAUAUCGAUUGCCUUUAUGUUGGUAUGGAACUUAUGGAUACAGACUUACGCAAUGUAAUAUCAAAAGCGACAUUAAGUACAGAAUAUGUCAGACUCUUCAUGUAUCAAAUUCUUCGUGGAGUCAAGUAUAUGCACAGUGCCAAUGUCAUGCACAGAGAUUUGAAUCCAUCGAAUAUAUUCAUCAACAUGGAUACCUUGAUGUUGAAAAUUGGUGACUUUGGUGUAUCACGCAUGUGUGACUCUGAAUAUGAUCACACGUAUCACUUAUCGAUGCCUCUGACUACCAAAUACUAUCAAGCUCCAGAGCUUUUGCUGCAUCCACACCAUUAUACUAAGGAAGUGGAUGUAUGGUCUGUCGGAUGCAUUUUUGUUGAAAUGCUCAAAGGUUCACCUGCCUUUGCUGGAGAACAUGUCAUUGAACAAAUGGGUCUUAUCAUGGACAUUGUUCCAGUAACUCAAUCAGAUUGGAAGUCUGUUGUCAAUGCGGGUUGUGACAAUUUGGAUUGUUGUGCUCCACCAUCUGCUUUUACCAUCGAAGAAAAUGGUGGAGUUCCUGCUCGAACACUGGAAAAAGUACUGCCAAAGGCUCAGUCAUCAGCUCUCAAUCUCAUAAAACAACUGAUCACCUUUGAUCCCGAUGUUAGAAUCCCAGCAGAGGAUGCUCUUAGUCAUCCUUAUUUUUUAUCAUAUUCAAGUCCACAAGAUGAACCAUCUUGUACCCGACCUUUUCAUAUAGAAGAUGAGCUUGAUGAAUACUCUGCUGCUGAUCUUGAGGCCAUGCUUCAAAAUGAGAGUUAUAGUGUGACCAGUUCAUUCAGCAGAAGUGUAGACACGACCCCAUCCUUGUCAACAGUUCCAAGUUUUGCACAUGGACUUGAGGACAUUAAUAUGCUGCGUGUCAAUUCUGGAUCUCUCAUUACAAAUGGUAGCUACCGUCAUUUGCUCAGCCUCGCAGAAACAAACCAUAAUGAAGUUUUAUCAGAAUCAGAAGUCCGAACUAUGGCAUGCGAUUUCGAUUAUGGGGUGCAGAUUCACGAGUGCUCAUUUACCAAAGAUCGAAUGUCAAUGGACUUUCGUCCAAUAUCUAAUGAUGCUGGCUGCUUUGACCCUUACAAGUGGGGUCAAAGUAAGGGCCAUCCACCUUCUAGUCUUGCGAGAAAGGAAGAGGAUGAUGAAGUGCAAUCGCAGAUUAUUCAUUUAACCAAACCUGGAAAUGGAAGUCUUGAAUUAUCUCGUCAAGUUGUAUCUCGUUCUGACACUGGAUAUCAUUCAAGUUAUUGUUCAUCGUCAAUCACCAAUCGAAUUAGUAAUGUCCCGUCGUUAUCGCAUUGGAGUUUGUCUUCUCCUGACAUCUCAUCUGACCAGGAACAAAGAAUGGGUUGUGGUACCCCCGAUUCUGUUAAUAGUCCCCCGUUUCACAUCGGCCCCGAUCCUGACUCUUCAGCAAAUUCUCCAACUCUACCUGAAGAUCUGCACACAGAAUCACAUAUGUAUUCAUCAAGCAAGAGACUGAAUGAUUCUCACCAAUCGUCAUCAAGAAGACAUCAUCAUCAUUCACAUCAUCAUCAUCAUUCUCAUCACCACCAUCACCAUCACCACCACCAUCAUGGCAAACACAAGAGCAGAUCCAACCAUUCCACCAAUGGUUCAUCCAUCAGUCAUAAGCCUGGAAGUGGGGAAAGUUCAAUUGAGCACAAUGACGGAGCGCAUUCAGAAAAUGGACCAAUCAAAAGCAAGCGUUCGAGUGGAAAAAAAUCAAGACACUGCCGAGAUAAAGAAGAAAAAGAUAAUUUUGUCAUACUGCCCAAACAUAUAAUAGUAACAAGCCCAGAAAAUGUUGUAACUUUGUCUCAGGUUACUCCUACUGUAGAGACCGAGAAAUUGGAUAAUCAGGCUGCUGAGUCAACCCAAGAUUCCUCUAGUGAGACUGUUUUAAAUAAGGAUGAAAAGACCAUUCAUACAUUUGAUAAGAAGGAAGUUAUUCACGAACAUUUAGAUUCUAACAACACAAGCGAUAUUACAUGCAAGAAGUCUGCUUUUCAAAAGUAUGUCCCACAAAGUGGUAAAGAUAUUGAUACAAAAAACAACAGCGCCGAUAAAAAUGUAAAUCAGUCCAUCUGUCCUUCUAGUGGUAUUCAAAAUCAUCCUAUUGCGAAUAAUGCUCCAGUGGCCGUGUUCAAUGGAGCAGAUGCAAUAAGAAACAUGUGGAAGGCUGAUUUAGGCAUCACACAGUUAGAGACUGAAGAUGAGCAGCAGAGGCCAAGGACUUGGUCUGAAGGUUGCAGAGUUCGUGCACCAAAACAUCGUCAAAUAGCCAGGCUUCCGAGUUCUAUACAUGAUGGAAAAGUUAUCUCUACUGAAACUGCAUUGAAUUGUAGUCUUGUACAAAAAAUUCGAACACAACUUGGACAAUUCUUUUCUGAUGGCUGCUGCUUAUCCAGUCCUGACCUCUCGGGAUCCUUGCCGAUAAAACCAGGGCAAGUUAAUUACCUUACACGAAUGCGACAUUUUUCUGAUGAUAGGAGAUUUGUGUGUUCUCCGCAAGCUUUCUACCCUGCUGAAGACCCCCGCAGCAUCAUCGCAAAAGAUUCUUUUAAAUCCGAUCAAAAUAUGCCACCGGCAACAUGUGCAGGUGCAGAAAACUACCCCGGCGCAAUGAAGAUACCACGCACUCGUGUUGAGUGCCCUUUUUAAAUUUUUCAAUUAUAAUUAAUUAAUUAAGAUGGUAAUUCAACCACUUUCUAUUUAGUAUCUCAACUUAGUAUCUUUUAUCUACCUAUUUGAAAAAGAAACCUUGCAUCUUGAAAACAUCAAUAACAAGACCUCCCGAAUUUUUAUCAGUGUUUUAAAAUAUAAUUUUAUCGGCUUUUAAUUUCAACUUUAUUGGGAAAUAUGCUCCCAAAAAAUUACUUUUUGGAGUAACAAGUCAUCCAAAUAAUUUCCCAAUUUGAAGUAAAAUUGAACUUUUACACUGACAGGACGACAUGUUUUUUAUUGUACAAAGCGCAAUUCAUAUCGAUGUUUCAUUGUAAAUUUCUCAUUAGCCAAUAACUGUUGCAGACAUUUUAAUUCAUUCAUUCUUAGCUGAAAAAUGUCAAACCACGUACCAUCAAAAGUUUGAGCUAGUUUUUUGGGUAUUGUUAUGGGUAACGCGACCUGCUUCUAGUAUUAAGACUCGAUCAAUGCUCAGAUUAUUUUCAAACUCUUUUGAUGGUGUGCGAUUUCAGAUCAACUUCUGUCUUGGUUGUUGUUCUUAGCCUAAUUAUUAUACUUCUGCUCCCAUGUUGGGAGCAUUGUCUCAGCUUUGUUUCUAUCCUUUUCUUUAUUUAUUAUUUAAUUGAAUAACUUAUUAUUAUAGUCAUUUCAAUGCGUUUACAUCUGUCGAGUAAUUUGUCAAGCCAUCUUUAGCAUCUUGGAUAAAAGUAUUAUCACCUUCUCUUUGUCUUAUCGUAUUAUAAACUGAAGAAGGAUUUAUGACAUUACUAUUGCGAUUCCGUAAUAUCAAAAUUGAAUCUGUUUUUUGCUAAACAUGGGCUUUCUGGGAAGCGCUACAUACCGCUUCUUUCAAGUCUCUGUGCUCAGCAAAGAAAACCCAUUCAAAAAACCUGGUGAUUUGGCAAUAUAAAAUAAGACUUUUAAUGGCACAGAGUUAUUGGUAAAAAUAAACUAGGUAGUUGUGGUAACAAUGCACUUUUUGGCAUGCCAUUUGCAGACGAAACUCAAACCACUCAUUCAUGCUCUAUUUUAAAUAUCUUCACUAUUAAAUUAAGUAUGCACUUGAUUUAGUCAAUUCUCAUAACGUCAUUAAUUUAAUUAUUGUUUAUUUAAACAUUAAUUAUUUGAACUAUGACAGCUGUGAACAUGUAUUGGUGCUUUUUACCAUACCUGUGUUUUAUUUUUUCAACCAUAAUUUAUUCUCUGGUUUAGUCAUGAUUUGUACAAUUGGCUCAAUUUAAAUCAUGUUGGGUUUGGUUGGGUUUUGCACUUCAGGCGAGCUAUGUUGACACAGAAUAAUUAUCUGGUGACUGAUGUAUUUUAUCAUAUUCUCUUGUAACACAGCCAACUGUGAUGAAAGGCAUUUUUUUUAAUAGAUCUUGGCAAUUUUGUUGAAUAUGUUAUUAUAUGCCUAACAACCAUUGAUUAGAAGUUCUUUUUGCCCGUUAUCAACUGUUAUGUUAUCAAUUUAGGUUUCUAUUACUGUUAUCUUGUUUAUAACAUAUAUAUGUAUAGUACAUGAUAACAUUGACCCACUACCUUAUUUUUGUAAGGUAUGAGAGCGAAAACAGCAAGAUCACUGAAUAAUUAUGCUUUGCUUAGCAAGAAACAUAGAUUUAUUAUCAUAUUUUUUUAAUUUCAUGCUUGAUUAGUGCAAUUCGCUUUUUAAGUUCUUGAAAUUUUUUAAAUUUGUUUUAUUACAUGGGUAAAUAUGUUUAUGAAAUAUCAUUUUCUGUCAAAACAUUGGGGAUGGUCUGGUAAAUGUCGAUGUAUUUUUAGCUUGAAUUAAAAUAAUAAUUAUGGAAUUCCACUUGCCACACUGGAAUAAUUAUUUGAAUAUUACUUUUAAGUAAGACCAAGUGACAAAUUUGUCAAUUGUGUAUUGUGAUGAUUUUAUCAACUAUUUGUUUAGGUUAUGGUGAAGAUAUUUAUUUGCUAUUACUUUACUGCGAUUUGAUUAUUGAAGGGAGUGAAAAUACACUAAAAUAACAACA
This is a messenger RNA of Styela clava, 5262 nucleotides long. RefSeq lists its product as uncharacterized. The record is from RefSeq and is a predicted model, not a curated record. Gene Ontology annotation, biological process: protein phosphorylation. Gene Ontology annotation, molecular function: ATP binding; MAP kinase activity. Lineage: Eukaryota; Metazoa; Chordata; Ascidiacea; Stolidobranchia; Styelidae.